CUCGACCAACUUGAUAUUUACCACAAGACCCUCAUACCAUCCAAGAGCUACACCUCUCGAGUACACCAACACACCCCAUUUCAAGGGCCGAUUGGAAGCGGUCCCUAUGUCUUCCAACGUGUAAACAAUAAACCUCACAGAAUGGCUCUUGUUCGAGACCCAGCGUUUUGGAGGCGCUUCUCACGCGCCAUCCAUUUAGACGAGGAAGCAAAGGCUUCAAAGACGGAAAACAAGAGCGUUGUUAUUUACUCGGAUGACUGGAUUCUGAAGCAACGCAAGAAACGACGUCGAUGGAUCUGUUGUGGCUUCUUGAUAUUUGCAGCGUUUGCUAUAGUGGUUGCCGGUGCAGUGGUGGUUCUUUGGUGGUUCCAUUCUCACAACUGGUUACGCAAGUCGUAACACGCCAGGAGGACCGAUACUGGCGGUAUAUCAACUUGAAAUUUGUGUCACGAUUGCCUGGUGCAUGCUCACUUAUACGGGUCCCGGUUCUAUGU
This is a messenger RNA of Aspergillus caelatus, 494 nucleotides long. RefSeq lists its product as uncharacterized. The transcript is spliced from 2 exons. Bases 142 to 399 code for a protein of 85 amino acids. NCBI's taxonomy places the organism in Eukaryota, Fungi, Ascomycota, Eurotiomycetes, Eurotiales, Aspergillaceae. The record is from RefSeq and is a predicted model, not a curated record.